Porites evermanni is the source of this 748-nucleotide messenger RNA. The record is from the annotation of a GenBank genome assembly. Lineage: Eukaryota; Metazoa; Cnidaria; Anthozoa; Scleractinia; Poritidae.
CAGAACUACAUCAAGAACAUCAAGGAUGGAAAUAUAAGUAGCCUCAGAGGUACUCUGUUCAGCACAGCCAACCGGAGAGCGUAACUACUACAUUUCAGUAGUGACUGUUCAUUUCAGUAGUGACUAGUGAAUUCAGCGUUGUCCCUAACCCUCUUCCGGGCAAAUCUCACGUUUGCAGCUUCAUUUUAACAAUGUUUUAAAAGACUUUUUACUCUAAUAAAAACGAAUUUCGUUCGUAAACGUAUGAUUAAUUCUUAUUGUUGGUUUACCUUCCUUUUUACACUUUAGAUGCGAAGGUUCACAAACGACAUAAAAGGGAUUGUGUCUGAGAACUGGUCCGGGUUCAACGAUUCCAACACACGCAUGAUGAACUACGUCCUACAUGUUUUAGUUCCUGAGGUUAGUUUGUUCAAUUAAACACUUCUGAUCCCUUGAGAAUUAAAACUAUUAUUAAGUUAAUUGUCGUAAUUUUUUAAAUCUCUUAUUUGUCAUUUCAGGCCCUAGUCUAUGACCCUGUUUACAUGGAGUGGGGGACCCCGGUCUAGUGGGGUAGGUUUCUUUUGUUUUUUUGUCCCCUAGAGCGUGAAAACAAAAGAAACCAACCCCACUAGACCGGAGUCCCCCACUCCACGUAAACAGGCCCUAUGUCGUCAUGAUUAUGGAAGACUGCUCGCGACAAAUAGCCGAGCGUUUGUUCUGGGGUCAUGGUCAUGUAGAACGAGAUGAUGAUGAUGAAGACGAAGAUUAA